Equus quagga is the source of this 4951-nucleotide messenger RNA. RefSeq names its product patched 2 (gene PTCH2). Gene Ontology annotation, cellular component: plasma membrane. The record is from RefSeq and is a predicted model, not a curated record. Gene Ontology annotation, biological process: smoothened signaling pathway. Gene Ontology annotation, molecular function: smoothened binding; hedgehog receptor activity; hedgehog family protein binding. The coding region runs from base 750 to 4373 and encodes 1207 amino acids. The transcript has 22 exons. NCBI's taxonomy places the organism in Eukaryota, Metazoa, Chordata, Mammalia, Perissodactyla, Equidae.
UUGGGUGGGUGGGAAGGAACUGUGGAAGAGAAGACUUUAGUGAGGUCAGCAGGACUUUGUGUUUGGGAGCCAUCAUCAGAUUUGCGUUUUAGAGAGGUCACUCUGGCCUCAGUGGAGAGAGUGGACCGAAGAGAGCAAGAAUGAAGGGAGGCAGGGAAGAGUGAAAAGGAGAAAGAAGUCUUUGGGUCUUGGCUAGUCGGCCAGCAGAUACCCUUUCUCAGCAUUGGCCUGUCCUGACUUAUACUUGGCCAACGCCGUGUCUCUCCGGGAUUUCCCUCCCUCCUCCCCGCAGGCGGGCAGGGAAGGAAGGCGAGGGGUGGCCCUGCCUGGGUGGUCUCCUGCCCCGCCUCCCGCGGCGCCGUUGCCUAGCAGCGGAUCCGGCCGCAAGGCUCCGGGUAAUUUGCGGGCCCCUCAGCCAAUGGGAGGGCGUCGCUCCGGCCCGCUCCCUUUUUUGGGGGCUACAGACGCCUCCGCGGCACUGCGGUCGCUACCUCCAGACCCGCCGGGCGUCGCGGGCCUGUGGCUUUGCCGGCACGCGGGACCCACUCCGGCCGCACCGCCCUGCUGCUCCCCGGUCUCACAGCCGCCGCUGCACACCCGCACGCCGCCCUCACCCACGCCCGCGCCCGCUCCUUAGCGGCCCCACUGAAUCCAACGCGGGGCGCCGCGGUACAGAGGGACCAGGCCGGCCGAUGGGGGCUCCCAGAUAACGCGGGUUGGGGGCGCCCACGCCCCCCAUCCCCGCCAGCAUGGCUCGGCCGCCGCCCCUCGGGGAACUGCCCCCGGGCUACACACCCCCAGCUCAACCCGCAGCACCCCAGAUCCUAGUUGGGAGCCUGAAGGCUCCACUCUGGCUUCGUGCUUACUUCCAGAGCCUGCUCUUCUCUCUGGGCUGCGGGAUCCAGAGACACUGUGGCAAAGUGCUCUUCCUGGGACUGUUGGCCUUUGGGGCCCUGGCACUGGGUCUCCGAGUGGCCAUCAUUGAGACAGACCUAGAACAGCUCUGGGUGGAAGUGGGCAGCCGGGUGAGCCAGGAGCUGCAUUACACCAAGGAGAAGCUGGGGGAGGAGGCUGCGUACACCUCCCAGAUGCUGAUACAGACUCCCCGCCAGGAAGGGGAGAAUGUUCUCACGCCUGAGGCACUUGGCCUCCACCUCCAGGCAGCCCUCACCGCCAGUAAAGUGCAAGUAUCACUCUACGGAAAGUCCUGGGAUUUGAACAAAAUCUGCUACAAAUCAGGAGUCCCCCUAAUUGAAAAUGGAAUGAUUGAGCGGAUGAUUGAGAAGCUGUUUCCGUGCGUGAUCCUCACUCCCCUCGACUGCUUCUGGGAGGGAGCCAAGCUCCAAGGGGGCUCUGCCUACUUGCCGGGUCGCCCCGACAUCCAGUGGACCAACCUGGAUCCAGAGCAGCUGCUAGAGGAGCUGGGCCCCUUUGCCUCCCUUGAGGGCUUCCGGGAGCUGCUAGACAAGGCACAGGUGGGCCAGGCCUACGUGGGGCGGCCCUGUCUGCACCCUGAUGACCUCCACUGCCCGCCUAGUGCCCCUAACCGUCACAGCAGGCAGCCUCCCAAUGUGGCUCAGGAGUUGAGUGGGGGCUGCCACGGCUUCUCCCACAAGUUCAUGCACUGGCAGGAAGAACUGCUGCUGGGAGGCAUGGCCAGAGACUCCCAAGGACAGCUGCUGAGGGCAGAGGCCCUGCAAAGUACCUUCCUGCUAAUGAGUCCCCGGCAGCUGUAUGAGCACUUCCGGGGCGACUACCAGACACAUGACAUUGGCUGGAGCGAGGAGCAGGCUGGCACAGUGCUGCAGGCCUGGCAGCGGCGCUUUGUGCAGCUGGCCCAGGAGGCCCUGCCUGGGAAUGCAUCCCAGCAGAUCCACGCCUUCUCUUCCACUACCCUGGAUGACAUCCUGCACGCCUUCUCUGAAGUCAGUGCUGCCCGUGUGGUCGGAGGCUAUCUGCUCAUGCUGGCCUAUGCCUGUGUGACGAUGCUGCGAUGGGACUGUGCCCGGUCCCAGGGUGCUGUGGGCCUUGCCGGGGUGCUGCUGGUGGCCCUGGCCGUGGCCUCAGGCCUUGGGCUCUGUGCCCUGCUCGGCAUCGCCUUCAAUGCUGCCACUACCCAGGUGCUGCCCUUCUUGGCGCUGGGCAUCGGCGUGGAUGACAUCUUCCUGCUGGCACAUGCCUUCACAGAGGCUCCACCUGGCACCCCUCUUCAGGAGCGCACAGGUGAGUGUCUGCAGCGCACCGGCACCAGCGUCACACUCACGUCCGUCAACAACAUGGUUGCGUUCUUCAUGGCCGCCCUGGUUCCCAUCCCUGCACUGCGGGCCUUCUCCUUGCAGGCAGCCAUAGUGGUUGGCUGCAACUUUGCAGCCGUGAUGCUUGUCUUCCCAGCAGUCCUCAGCUUGGACCUGCACCGGCGCCACUGCCAGCGCCUUGAUGUGCUCUGCUGCUUCUCUAGCCCCUGCUCUGCUCGGGUGAUUCAGAUUCUGCCCCAGGAGCUGGAGGAUAGGACAGUACCAGUAGGCAUUGCCCACCUGACUGCCACAGUUCAAGCCUUUGCCCACUGUGAAACCAACAGCCAGCAUGUGGUCACCAUCCUACCCCCGCAAGCCCACCUGGUGCCCCCACCUUCCGACCCACUGGGCUCUGAGCUCUUCAGCCCAGGAGGGUCCACAAGGGACCUUCUAGGCCAGGAGGAGGGGACAAGGCAGAAGGCGGCCUGCAAGUCCCUGCCCUGUGCCCGCUGGAAUCUUGCCCAUUUCGCCCGCUAUCACUUUGCACCCUUGCUGCUCCAGUCACACACCAAGGCCAUGGUGCUGGUGCUUUUUGGGGCUCUUCUGGGCCUGAGCCUCUACGGAGCAACCUUGGUGCAGGAUGGGCUGGCCUUGACAGAUGUGGUGCCUCGGGGCACCAAGGAGCAUGCCUUCCUGAGCGCCCAGCUCAGGUACUUCUCCCUGUAUGAGGUGGCCCUGGUGACACAGGGUGGCUUUGACUACGCCCACUCCCAACGCGCCCUCUUUGAUCUGCACCAGCGCUUCAGUUCCCUCAAGGCCGUGCUGCCCCCACCUGCCACCCAGGCGCCCCGCACCUGGCUGCACUAUUACCGCAACUGGCUACAGGGAAUACAGGCUGCAUUUGACCAGGACUGGGCUUCUGGGCGCAUCACCCGUCACUCAUACCGCAAUGGCUCUGAGGAUGGGGCCCUGGCCUACAAACUGCUCAUCCAGACUGGGGAUGUCCAGGAGCCUCUGGAUUUUAGCCAGCUGACCACGAGAAAGCUGGUGGACAAGGAGGGGCUAAUUCCACCGGAGCUCUUCUACUUGGGGCUGACCGUGUGGGUGAGCAGUGACCCCCUAGGUCUGGCAGCCUCACAGGCCAACUUCUACCCCCCACCUCCUGAGUGGCUGCAUGACAAGUACGACACCACCGGGGAGAACCUUCGCAUCCCGGCGGCCCAGCCCCUGGAGUUUGCCCAGUUCCCCUUCCUACUGCAUGGCCUCCAGAAGACUGCAGACUUCGUGGAGGCCAUCGAGGGGGCCCGGGCAGCGUGUGCCGAGGCAGGCCGGGCUGGGGUGCGUGCCUACCCCAGCGGCUCCCCCUUCCUCUUCUGGGAGCAGUAUCUGGGCCUGCGGCACUGCUUCCUGCUGGCUGUUUGCAUCCUGUUGGUGUGCACUUUCCUCGUCUGUGCCCUGCUGCUGCUCAACCCCUGGACAGCUGGCCUCAUAGUGCUGGUCCUGGCGAUGAUGACUGUGGAGCUCUUUGGCAUCAUGGGUUUCCUGGGCAUCAAGCUGAGCGCCAUCCCUGUGGUGAUCCUUGUGGCUUCUGUAGGCAUUGGUGUCGAGUUCACGGUCCACGUGGCGCUAGGCUUCCUGACCACCCAGGGUAGCCGGAACCUGCGGGCUGCCCGGGCCCUAGAGCACACAUUUGCCCCGGUGACCGAUGGGGCUGUCUCCACAUUGCUGGGUCUGCUCAUGCUUGCUGGUUCCAACUUUGACUUCAUCAUAAGGUACUUCUUCGUAGUGCUGACAGUGCUCACGCUCCUCGGCCUCCUCCAUGGGCUUGUGCUACUGCCUGUGCUGCUGUCCAUCCUGGGCCCCCCACCAGAGGUGGUACAGCUGUACAAGGAGAGCCCAGAGGUCCUGAGCCCCCCAGCUCCACGGGGAGGAGGGCUCAGAUGGGGGAUGUCCCCCACUCUGCCCCAGAGCUUUGCCAGAGUGACUACCUCCAUGACCGUGGCCCUCCACCCACCCCCACUGCCUGGCGCCUACAUCCACCCAGCCUCUGAUGAGCCUACUUGGUCCCCUGCUGCCAUACCAGCUGCCAGCAGCUCCAGCAACCUCAGUUCUAGGGGACUGUGUCCCACAACUGGGUGAAGGAGCAGCUGAAGCACUGGGUGGGUUCCUGAGUGCAAGACGCUCUCCUGGAGAGCCCUGCUGCUGGCUGUCUGCAUGCCCUCCCCUGACUCAGCCAUCACAGACGUCCCUGCUAUCAGACAAAACCGCCACCCUCUAGGCUGGGAGCAGCCUUGUGCCCCUGGGUCCUGUGGGCCUGUGCCUGUGUCUGGGUGGGGGUAAAAGCCAGCACUUCAGGCUGCAGUGCAGCCCUGUUCCCUCUCCCGCUCACACGGCUGCCCCCCAGCAGACCAAGCCUGUGGGAUCCUCUAGCCAGUCCAGGCCCAGCCCCCUUCUGCUUGGUGACUCCUGGGUAGGCUCUCUGAAGCCCUGCCCACCUCCUACCACAUAAAUUAUUUAUAUGAAGAUGUUUAUUUUUGUAGUGUGUGUAGAUAUUAGCUAUGCUGAAAGUUUUAUUUUUAAAGAGUGAAAUAUAUUCUAUAUGAACUCAGCUCAAAUGACUUUGGUGCUUUUCUUUCAGACAGACUUGAGAGUUUGCAAAUGGAGUUGUCAGGGUCUAAGGUCCUGGGGUUACUCUAGUUCUGGGUGGGAAAGGCCCC